AGCAGAAGCACACGUUUUCCUUUUUUUGACGCCUCCACGUUGAUCGUUUAGAGGUUUUAGGUACUAGGGCAAACGUGAAAGAAGAGGACAUACAAUCUAGAAAACAGACAGCCUAGAAACUGUGUCAAUGUCUGUGAAGACACACUGAAGAGCAGUGUGUGAGUUUGAAUGGUGCGUCCACUCAGAGAUGAAGAUUCAAGAACACAUGACCACCAUCCUCACCCUUUUACUCGCAAUCAGAGGUAUGGCAGUUACCCAUAUUUCCUUGCUGGAGGGAGAGACCUUUAACUUUGAUCUGCCAGAUGUGCCACGUGGAUCCAACAUCACCUCAAUCGAAUGGAGACACAGAAAGAACAGAAGCACAUUGCUGGCUAUUAUUAACCCAGAAAAUAACAGCAUUGAGAAAUUUGCUCAGAGGAGUAGACUUGAAAUCAUGAAGAAUGGAUCAAUCUACAUCAGAGAUGUCCAGCAAGAAGAUGUGGGGAACUACACUUGCAAGAUAAUUUUUGAAAGUGGUAGAACUGAAACGUACAUGGUGUCCUUGAACCUGUCCUCGGACACAUCAGGAAAGAGUCCUAUUUAUAACUCCACACUUGCACCAUUAGGUAAUCAACCUGCUAGUAUACUGAAGAUUGCUAUACCAGUGAGUUGUGGGGUCUUAGGUUUGGUUCUGCUUGGUGGUGUAAUACUAAUCAUUUUCAAGUGCAGAAAGGAACGCAGAACUUCAGGUGAAUCUAUUUAUGGUAACAUGCAGUAUAUUAUGCAACAACAACGAAAGAGGUCAAAGAGGCCAGAAAUGAAGGACGUGAAAUAGGCCAGCUGUCCCUGCCUCAUAUAACUACUACAUCUCAUCUGCAUCUACUACACUAUGCAGCACCACAGUCAGAACCCAAAACACCAGUGUGUGGUUUUUCUACUGCACUGUUUUCAGCAUCUGCUCUUUGUUGUGCAGUUUUCAGGAAACUGUUUUAAAGACACGUAUGGUGGGCUUUACUGCUUCAGUGCUUCCGAUAGUGCUAUGCGAAGCUGUUUGUUGCAGUAGAUGUUUUGUACAUGCGCACCUUGUUGUUAACUUAUAACCUUGUUGUUCACUUACUAACCCUAAACUUAAACAUAACCUUAAAGAGAAUUUACAUUGAUUUUCUUUUAUUUUUGUAGUAUUUUUUUGGUUCAUUGUAGAAAAAAAUAUUUUCUUUACAGUGCUGGUUAUAGGAGGCAGGGGUUGUGAUAUGUACAACACAAAUAUAACCAAUUUAUUCACUAUUCAAAACCACCAGUGAACCUACACAUGUUAAGUGUAAUAAUACUACUACUAAUAACAAUAAGAAAUACAUUUUCUGACGGGAAAAUUUUGCCUUACAAUACUCUGCAUGUAUUUUAAAAACAUAUUUUAGGCCAAUAUGAUCAUAGAACACUGCAUUCAUAAAUAAUUUAUGUAACAAUUUUUUUGUGAGGGAUCUUUUAGAAGCAUUAAAAACUUUGGAUGUCGGGUUCUUAUCACCACCACUGUGAAAAAUUCUGAAUUUGUAUGUUUCUCUAGAAUAGAGCUUUUCACAUCAGACCACAUUGACUUUGUUUACAUUUUAACAAGUUGAUUAAGCAUAAAUGUUCUGUUGAGUGAUAUCAAAACCAAGUGUUACCUUUUCUUUCUGUUACUUUGUUCCUUUUUGCAUAUACACAUACACCAUAUUUCCAAAAGUAUUUGCUCGUCUGCCU
Messenger RNA from Pygocentrus nattereri (red-bellied piranha), 1716 nucleotides. RefSeq lists its product as uncharacterized. The record is from RefSeq and is a predicted model, not a curated record. Bases 188 to 814 code for a protein of 208 amino acids. The transcript has 5 exons. Lineage: Eukaryota; Metazoa; Chordata; Actinopteri; Characiformes; Serrasalmidae.